GUGAGGAACCCCAACACCCCGAUUUCCCCCCAAACCCAGCUCAGUGGUGAGGAACCCCAAACCCAGCUCAGUGACGAGGAACCCCCAACACCCCGAUUUCCCCGCAGGGUCACUGGUAGGAGGCAGCAGUGAGAGCUGAGCUGAGCCCCUGGGAAGGCGCUGCUGCCCGGGCUGGGCAGAGCCAGGAGCCCCAGCAUGUCCAGCCAGGGCGACGACUGCUACUUCUACUUCUACUCCACCUGCAACAAGGGCGAUUCCUGCUCCUUCCGGCACUGCGAGGCCGCCCUGGGCAGCGAGACCGUGUGCACGCUGUGGCAGGAGGGGCGCUGCUUCAGGAAUGUCUGCAGGUUCAGGCACAUGGAGAUCGAUAAAAAGCGCAGUGAGAUCGCCUGCUACUGGGAGAACCAGCCUGGGGGCUGCCAGAAGCACAACUGUGCCUUCCACCACGCCAAGGGCCGAUACGUGGACGGGCUCUUCCUGCCCCCCAGCAAGACCAGCCUGCCGGGCCCCGCCGAGGCGGCCGAGGAGGAGGCGAAGCUGCUGCAGCUGCAGCAGAACAAGCUGUGUGUGCAGCCCAGCCCCUCGGCGCCGCUGCGGGGGCUGCUCAAGGCCGAGGGCUCCGAGAGCGUGCCCAGCCCCACCCACCCGCCCCUGGUCAUCAACGCUGCUGAUGACGAUGAGGAUGAUGAUGACCAGCUUUCUGAAGAAGGAGAAGACUCCAAAGCCCCCGUGCAGCCCCCGGCCACAGAAGCCCACAACGGCCUGAGGGUGAUUUCCACCAGGAAACCCAACCCCGGUGCACAGCCAGAUGACAACUUGAAUUUUGGAAUCAAAACCUUGGAAGAGAUCAAACUGAAGAAACUCAAGGAAAAAGCCAAAAAACAAGGUGAAGGUCCUUCAGGAGUGGCUGUGGAUCCUCUCCAAGCCCGGAGCAUUCCUGUGCCAGAGAAGGAAAACGUCAGGACUGUGCUGAGAACUGUGACCCUUUCCUCCAAGGAAGGGGAGGACCCUGUGAUCCAGCUGAAUCUUCCUGACAGGCUGGGGAAAAGGAAAACCCUGCUGGGUGGAAAAAGUUUCCUCCCCCUGAGGAGGAACGUGGCUGACAGGCUGGGGAGGAAGGCAGAGCUGCAGGAAAACUCUGAAAAGGCCCCAAAAAGAGGCACAGUUCAAGUCCUGAAGUCCCUGAAGGAGAGGCUGGGGCUGCCCUCUGAGCAGAGCAGCACUGAGACAGACAAAGCUGCCAAACCCAUCGAGGAGAUCCGGGUGAAAACCCUGGAGGAAAUCCGCCUGGAGAGAGCCCACCAGAGGAGAGGAGAGCCCCCAGCCAAAAUCCCAGGAGAAGGAAGGAAAGCUGAAGAUCCCAAUCCAGGAGCAAAACCCUCCCCUGCUGCCCGCAGCAAAUCCCUGAGUGGAGCCCUGGCGGAAAAAAACCACAAAAGGUCGGGAGAGGAGAAGGAAAAACCUGAGGAGCUGAGCAGCAGGGCCAGAAGUGAGGCUGAGCCCAGGAAACAGAGCAGCCCUGCUGCAGCCGGGGCUGGCAGGGUGCAGCCUGAGGCUGGGAGAGCCAGAGGGGCCGGAGAGGUUCGGAUCAAAACCCUGGAGGAGAUCAAGAGGGAGAAGGCGCUGAGGCUGCAGCAGAGCGGGGAGAACAUCCCUGCUGCUCCUGGAGGAGCUCCUGCUGAGGCCGCCCUGAGGGGCAGGAAACUGCUGCGGGUCACCAGGCUGCUGGCACCUGGAAGAGAAGAAAAAAUGAUCGUGGAGCUGAACAAACCUUCCCCCAAAAACGGCUCUGCCCCUGCUGAGAAUUCAGGGAAUUCCGGAAUUCAGGUGAAGAGCCUGGAGGAAAUCAUGUGGGAGAAACGGCAGCAGAAACAGCGGCAGGAGGAGAAACUGCAGCAGGGAGCUGGGGCAAUUCCAGCUGAAAACCAGGAAAAAACCCAGGACAAAAACCAGGAGAAAGGCCCAGGAUCAGGGAGCCCCGAGGCUGCUGUGGGGCCAGCCCAGGCGGGCAGGAGGAGAGGGGGAAAAGCCGCCGAGGAUGGAGCGGGAACCCCGGAGAAGGAGCCGGGGAAAAAGGGAGCUCAGCUGCCCGAGAGGAGAGGCAGAGCCAAAUCCAAGGUGUGCCUGAAGCCUCUGGAUGCCAAAGCCCCUCCCAAGCAGCCCCUGAAGAGGAAGGGCCCCGAGGGCCCCCCCCCUGCAGUGGUGGCAGUGAAGCCACUCAGUGCCACCAGCGGGGACACCCAGGAGCCCCCCGCCAAGGUUGUUCCCCCUUCUCCAGAGGACAGCCCGGGCUCCAACCCUCGCAGGGAGAAUUCCCAGAGCAGCCCCGAGCUGCAGCCCGGCAGCCAGGGCCAUUCCCUGGCACACUCCGAGGGCUCUGCCUCUUCCUCCUCCUCCUCCUCCUCGCUGGAGGCUCCCCUGAAGCUGCGGCGCCUGAGCUCGGCCGGCGCCAAGGCCGCGCUCUCGGUGGAGGACGACUUUGAGAAGCUCAUCUGGGAGAUCUCGGGGGGAAAACUGGAGGCAGAAAUCGACCUGGAUCCGGGCAAGGAUGAGGAUGAUCUCCUGCUGGAACUGUCGGAGAUGAUUGACAGCUGAGAGGGGAGGUUUUGGGGGGAAAAAACCGACAAAACAGGACAAAAAGACGCGACACCAAAAAAAAAAAACCCUGAAAAAGCAGAAUUUCCUCCUCGCAUCCCACAGAAAUGCUGUGAGUGUUGUUGGAUCCGUGGAGGAGAUCCUUGGCCAGCUGGAUUGUUGGAUUGGGCAGAGUCUGCUCUCAGUUCUCCCAAAAUCCCGGGCUGGGUUUGUGCCCCACGGGACAGGACAGAGCACUUGGAGCGCCCCGAGGGGCCCGGCCCCAUCCCCAGAGCUCCCUGCCGGCUGAGGAUCCCAAAAAAGCCUGGAGUUACUGUGUCAACUCCGGACGCCACGGAUGGACUCGCAUUUGGGGGGAAUUCAGGGAAAAGAGGGCAAAGCUGAGGCGGGAUCUCGGACCAAAGCCUGCCAGGGUGAGCCUGGCUCGGGAUGAGCCGGGGGUUUUUGUUUUCCUGGGAUCCUGCCAUGGGGGGAAAGCAAAAUUCCUGCUGGAACUGGGGGGAAAAGCAAAAUUCCUGCUGGAACUGGGGGGAAAGGAGCAUUGCUUCAAGUGCCUCUGCGUUCUGAGGAUCUCCCCCUGCAGUGAACCUCCCACAUCCAGCUGGGAAGGGACAAAAAAAACCACCUGGAAUGUUCCCCCGUGGCUGCUUCCCUCCUUUCCAGCCCCGUGGAGAUGGGAUUGCCUGGAAUCCCCCUGGGGUUUGGGUUUUUCAUUUCGUUUUGGGGUUGGUUUUUUUUGUUCUUUUUUUUUUUUCUGUAAAUAUUUUAUUCUUCCAUUUUAUAUUUGUAUGAUUCUAUUUAAGGGAUUAAAGGUAGGCUGCUCAC
This is a messenger RNA of Passer domesticus (house sparrow), 3420 nucleotides long. RefSeq names its product zinc finger CCCH-type containing 11A (gene ZC3H11A). Lineage: Eukaryota; Metazoa; Chordata; Aves; Passeriformes; Passeridae. The record is from RefSeq and is a predicted model, not a curated record. Gene Ontology annotation, molecular function: metal ion binding. Gene Ontology annotation, biological process: poly(A)+ mRNA export from nucleus.